GCUCUGCAGUGGCCGUGGCUGCGUUUCGAGCGGAGCCGUGCUGCGUGCCGCUACUGCUGCCAUCGCCCAGCCCCGAGCAGGUGCCAGGAGCAAGGGCCCUGCCGGGUGCUGGGGCACAGCGGGAACGCCCGGGAGGGGCUGGUUCGUGUCUGUGUGAGAUAAAGGCGGUCUGGCAAGCAGAGCCAGGGUUGUUGAGGUCUGCGUCCCAGGACACACUGACUCCGGCUGCGGGGAGCGACUGCAGCCCAGGGCCGAGGGUAAGGCCGGGGAUGGGAGGGGGCCUGAGUCCCAAAACCCCCAGUCCUGCCCCACAGUCGCUCUUCCCUCGGGUGCCAAUGGACCGGGCUGGGCUUACUGCUGCCCUGGACCUGGUCUGCUGCAGGGCACCUGGGUGCAUGGGGCGCCUGAGCCGGGGGAGAGUCAUCUGCACUAGGGUUUGGCUGCUCUGUGCCUCAGUUUCCCCAUCUGUAGCAGGAGGGAGAGAUCCUCCCCUCUUCCCUUGUUCUCUCUUCCCCUGGGCUCAGAGGCUGGCAUCGGGUCAGGGUGGGAGAUGCCCUCGUAAAAAGGCCGGGGGCACCGGGAAGCAGGCGGCCACCACCACGCAGGCUGCGCCUCCCUCCCGUGUCUAUUAUGCGCUGGUCUGGGUGGUUCAACACCCUGGUGCUGGCAACAGCCCCCAGCCUGCCUGGGGACCCUGGUCCCGAGUCGCCCCACAGCUCUGCCCCCCUCGCAUCCCGGGCAGCGGCAGGCUGAGGACCCCUUGCCACCCUGGACAGGGGUCCCCAAGCAACCACGGAGGUGCAGGGUGGUGCUGCCCAGUGGGGACGGAGCUGGGGCCCCUGGCCCUGGCGUGCGGACCAGCCCGGGCCCCCGCAGCACCUGGGAGGUGAAGGAGACCUGGACUGAGCCCUCGCUUAAACCCCUUAAGUGGCCUGUGCAGUGCAGCGGGGCAGGGGGUGGAGGGAAGAGGUUCAUGGGGGCAGGAGGAGGGGGCUUGCGGCUCCCCCUUGCCUACCCCCUCCCCACACUGGAGCCUUGCAGGGGGACGGGGACUGAAGGCGAGGGGCUGCCGCCUGUGGUGUUGUCCACCCCCCCCAAUGGCCCGGGCUGUGCCGUGCUGGAGAGCGGCGUGGGCGGCAGGGGGUGCUGCGAGACCUCGGAAGGGAGUGUCAUCCCCGCACCGGGCUGGGACCCAGGAGCCCUGGCUCCCCCCUGCCCCGAGCUAGGGUGCGGGCCCAGGGGUCCCGGGCGCCCUCCCCGAGCAGGGAUGGGACCCAGGAGUCCUGCUGUGCUCCGGGACGCGCCUGCGAGCUCAGGGCCCCUCCGUGGGGCUCACCCGGCGCUGGGAUGCUGCUGUGGGGAGAGCCGGGCGUGGGGCGGCCCCGGGCCUGUCUGCCCUGCACCUGCCCAUCGCUGCCUGGGCCCUGCUGCAGCUCAGCUGAGCUGGGGGGCUUCCCCCCCCCCCCAUGGGGCAGGCACGGACCUGCUGCUACGCCCUGGCGGGGCAGCAGCAAUGCAGAUGCCUAGGACUCCCCAGACCCUGGGGUGUGACACCCCCCGGAGAGCCCGUCCUGGCAUGACCCAGCUCUGCGUGCAGGGCAGUGCCAGGACCUGCCUGAGGCCAGGCAGGUGGCAGAGCUGGGAAUGGAGCCAGGCCCCCGCCCCGGCUCCCUGCAGGAAUGGGAGAGCUGGACCCCCCCCCCGCCCCACGGGGCAGCCAGCCCUCAGCUUCCUCUUCGCUGCAGUAUAUAACCAGAGCUUGGGCAGAGGCUUCACGCAUCACUCGGCGAUCCCCACGGCGCAGGCUGCCCCGGCUCUCCGGCACGGAAAGACAAUGGACUACUCAAUGGAAGGCUACCCAGACUACCCAGGCGGGGAGGUCAACAACACCGACUACUACCCCACCACGACGAAUGUCGACCCCCUGGGUUACGUGUUCACCCCCAUCGGCACGGCAGCUCUGGUCCUCUACACCCUGAUCUUCAUACUGGGCGUGCUGGGCAACGGGGCCGUCAUCUGGGUGACGGGCGUGGAGAUGAAGCGCACGGUGAACACUGUCUGGUUCCUCAACCUCGCCGUGGCCGACCUGCUGUGCUGCCUGGCGCUGCCCUUCCUGGCCAUGCCCCUCAUCCGCGACCACCACUGGGCGCUGGGCAGCUUCCCCUGCAAGCUCCUGCCGUCCCUCACCAUCCUCAACAUGUUCGCCAGCGUCUUCGUCCUCACGGCCAUCAGCGCCGACCGCUGCGCCCUGGUGACCCUGCCCAUCUGGUGCCAGAACCACCGCUCGGCGCGGCUGGCCUGGGGCGUGUGCGGGGCGGCCUGGCUGCUGUCGCUGCUCCUCACCGUGCCGUCCUUCAUCUUCCGCAAGACCAAGAGCGAAGUGUUCGCCGUCAAGGUGAUGUGCGUGCUGGACUACACCUCCGUGUCCGGGCACCAGCAAGCGACCGAGGUGGCCACGGCCGCCCUGCGCUUCGCCUGCGGCUUCCUGGUGCCUUUCGCCGUGAUCUGCUCCUGCUACGGGCUGGUCCUGAUGCGCAUCCACAAAAGCCGCUUCGGGCGCUCGCGGAAGACGCUGAAGGUGGUGCUGGUGGUGGUGGUGGGCUUCUUUGUGUGCUGGCUGCCUUACCACGUGACCGGCCUGAUCAUGGCUUCCAAACUGUCCAGCGAUCCCCUCUUCCACAGGAUCCAUCAGAUCGACCCGCUCAUCGUCGGCAUCGCCUACAUCAACAGCUGCAUCAACCCCGUCAUCUACGUCCUCGUCGGCCAGGACUUCAAGGUCAAGUUCCGGCGCUCGCUGCGGGGCCUGCUGCGCGAGGCGCUCACCGAGGACCUGCCCAGCACCGGGGACAGCAAGGCGCGGACCAGGUCCACCAUGGACAAGAGCACGACCACCACCAUCUGAGCUGGGCGAGCAGGACAUGUCCCCCUCCCACCUCCAGCCGGACUUCGCGCCCCUGUCCCUCUGUCGCUACGAGCUGGGGGCACGAAGCGACGUGGCAGCGCCCCCCCGUCCCCAUCCAGUCCCCAGCUGCAGACUUGAACGAUGCCGUGUCCAAAUCUGCACGCCCGAAUAUGCACACUCUCAUCCGCGUCCCCUGCUCCUGCUGCCUCGGUGCCCCCUUCACCCCUUCGCAGCUCCGUGCCCCCAUUUCCACCUGCUUUUGAGACGUCUCAGCUGCUCCCGUGCUCUGCAGCCCCAUGCACCUGGGCGACCACGCACCCUGCCCCAUAGGAGCCUCACUCGGCUCCCCGAGGGUCAGCCCCUGUUGCAAAGGGACAAUCCAGCCGCCUCGUGGGCAUGUCCACGCUCUGGCCACGCCGCCUGUGUGUCCGGCUACCAAUAAACGCAGCGCUCCAGCGG
Messenger RNA from Alligator mississippiensis (American alligator), 3361 nucleotides. RefSeq names its product C5a anaphylatoxin chemotactic receptor 1. Gene Ontology annotation, molecular function: G protein-coupled receptor activity; complement component C5a receptor activity. Gene Ontology annotation, cellular component: plasma membrane. Gene Ontology annotation, biological process: inflammatory response; positive regulation of cytosolic calcium ion concentration; chemotaxis. The record is from RefSeq and is a predicted model, not a curated record. Bases 974 to 2902 code for a protein of 642 amino acids. The transcript has 2 exons. NCBI's taxonomy places the organism in Eukaryota, Metazoa, Chordata, Crocodylia, Alligatoridae.